GCCAGGGGUCGCUAGACGGGGAGUGGCACCGGUGGGGAAGAGUGCCAACAGGCGAAGGCCCUUGGUAGUGUGAUGUUGAGGGGGACCAGGAUCCAAGAAGGAGGCACUGCGUAGGUAGGAGGAGAGCGAAAGAAAGACCGAAGCGCAUGGCCAUGACGGUGCAGGUGGCGUGGCUGGCCUGCUUGGCCCUCCUGCAGGCCAUGCACGGACUCGCAUCCAUUCCUGGCGCGUCUUACGGGGCUCCUGAGAUUUUGGUUCUUGACAGGGUCUUAAAUGCCUUGGACGACCCUCUAUCGGGGCGGAAUGGCACCUUGAGGGAGUCCCUGGCAGGCACUCCAGGGCUGGUGGCGAAGGCCGUCGACGGCGUGGGAGUCAUCCUGGACACGCUGGAGGCGGUGCAGGGCGAGGACAUCUCUGAGGGUUCGCUGACGUCCACGCCGCACGGUCGGGGAAAGCGUGCGAAGAGGCAGUCCUUCCCGUACCAGACCUCCACUCAACCGGGAUUUUAUCAAGUGCAGCCACCGACGAACCCCCAACCGUAUCCACCAGGCAACCCGCAGACGAACCCCCAACCGUAUCUACCAGGCAACCCGCAGACGAACCCCCAACCGUAUCCACCAGGCUACCCGCAGACAAGGCCUCAACCAUACCCACCAGUUGACCCCCGGAUCUACCAGCGGCCACCGUGCCCCAUGCCACGACCGCUGUCCACCGAAAAUAGAUGGGAAUACCUCAAGCGGAUCGUCAGCGUCCAAAACCAGUGCAGAAUGGCCAGCCCCUGCAGGAGCUGCCCGGGCAGGGAGAGACAAAAGCCCUGCGUCUUUGACUUCGACACCCUGAUGACGCGCUUGGCUCUCCUCGAAGGCAAACUCAGGAAAAUGGCCAAGCUGGAGGCGAGGCUGAAGAUCCACGUGAGCCUCCUGCUGAGUAUCCAGGGCAAUCCUAACUUCCCCGGAGUGCCGGGCGCCAAGGGCCACGCGGGCGAGAAGGGCGAGAAGGGCCUCAAGGGCUACGCGGGCUUCGCGGGCUCUUCCGGUAACUGCUUCACCCGCCACGUGGACGACGCCAGGCACGGGCCCCCGGGACCCCCAGGGAACAAGGGCGAGCCGGGCCAGGCGGGGCCCAAGGUGUGCGGCUGCGACGGCGACAGGGGGGAGGCCGGGGAGCGCGGCGAGGACGUGCAGGGCCCCCGGGGACGCAGGGGGCGCAAGGGCGACAAAGGCCCGAAGGGACCCUCGACGCGGCCCUCAGGCUGAGCUUCGCCUCAGCCUCGGGAGUCGUCCUUUUCCCUCCUUCGUCAGCGCUAGGGUGCUGCAAAUAUGUUUAUUAUGUUUGUUGUUACCCUUCUCUCUAUCUCUCCCCCCCCCCCUCUCUCUCUCUCUCUCUCUCUCUCUCUCUCUCUCUCUCUCUCUCUCUCUCUCUCUCUCGCUCUCUCUCUCUCUCUUUCAUUAUCCUCCUGCACUUCAAUUAUCCUCUUUAUUAGUUAUCCUUUGAUAACUAACGUACUUCAUCACGUCAUGGUGGCAGAAUACACGGUGUUUGGCUGCGGCAACUUUUCCGGCAAAAUCUGUUGCAUUUCAGUUUCUGUUGAUGAAUUGGAUGAUUUUUUUUAUCGACCAAUUGCUGAGUGAAAUAAAACCAUUGAAAUUAAAAGGAUUAGUCAGCGAUGGAUGUUUAUAUUUCUUGAAAGAAUGGACUGAAUUGUAUUCUCGCAAAACAAAGCUGGAAAUAAUGAUAAUCAUAAAAGAAAUGGAGAAACAAGACAACAUUUUUUGGGGUACAUUUUCAUUUCUCUUUUCAUAACUUCUCGUUUUUUUUUCUGUUGCAGUUGUCAUCUUAUGCGUUUGUAGCAUUUGUUUCUAGUUUUUGAAAAUAAAAUGAACUUUCCCGA
Messenger RNA from Penaeus chinensis, 1891 nucleotides. RefSeq names its product collagen alpha-2(IX) chain-like. Lineage: Eukaryota; Metazoa; Arthropoda; Malacostraca; Decapoda; Penaeidae. Bases 147 to 1256 code for a protein of 369 amino acids. The transcript is spliced from 4 exons. The record is from RefSeq and is a predicted model, not a curated record.